Messenger RNA from Trematosphaeria pertusa, 1849 nucleotides. Its product is annotated as P-loop containing nucleoside triphosphate hydrolase protein. Gene Ontology annotation, cellular component: nucleus; cytoplasmic stress granule. The transcript has 5 exons. Gene Ontology annotation, biological process: poly(A)+ mRNA export from nucleus. Gene Ontology annotation, molecular function: RNA helicase activity; ATP binding; RNA binding. Lineage: Eukaryota; Fungi; Ascomycota; Dothideomycetes; Pleosporales; Trematosphaeriaceae. The record is from RefSeq and is a predicted model, not a curated record. Bases 141 to 1535 code for a protein of 464 amino acids.
GCUUUGCCCGCUGCUCGAGACUCUCUGCUAACGGCAUUGCGCUCAGCUUCCAGCUCCCAACCCUCACCUUCGACAGCUCGCGACCUCUCCGCUGACCGUCGAAAAGUCGCUGAAGGCCCCUAGCCUACCCAACACAAGACAUGUCAUCUACUGAGGCUGCCGAGGAGAGCACUGUGGCUCAGGCCCAGGUGGACGGCAGCGGCCCGCCAGGAAACGGCUCUGCGCUACAGGAACCCGAGUUCAGCGUCGAGGUCAAGCUGGCAGACCUGCAGGCCGACCCGAAUAACCCGCUGUUCUCCGCCAAAUCGUUCGAGGAGCUGAACUUGUCUGAAGAACUGCUCAAGGGCAUCCGGCAGAUGAACUUCCGCAAGCCGUCAAAGAUCCAAGAGAAGGCGCUCCCGCUGCUCCUCCUCAACCCGCCCACCAACAUGAUCGCGCAGUCGCAGUCUGGUACCGGCAAAACCGCCGCCUUCUCCCUCAACAUUCUGUCUCGAAUCAAUCUGGGCCUCGUCGCUCCGCAAGCCUUGGUCCUCGCACCGAGCCGAGAGCUCGCCCGCCAGAUUCUGGGCGUUAUUACACACAUGGGUCAGUUCAUCGACGGACUCAAGACACUGGCUGCUAUUCCGGAUCCCACGAGGCGGGGCCAGAAAUACGAAGCCCAUGUUCUUGUCGGCACACCAGGGACUGUCACCGACAUGAUUCGGCGGCGACUCAUCGAUUCGAGGAACAUGAAGAUCCUGGUGUUAGACGAGGCAGACAACAUGCUGGAUCAGCAGGGCAUGGGCGAGCAGUGCACUCGUGUGAAGGGUAUGCUGCCCAAAGAUAUCCAAACGGUCCUCUUCUCUGCGACCUUCCCGCCGCACGUCAUCAACUACGCCAACCGGUUCGCGCCAAAUGCGAACGUGCUGACCCUCGCACAUGAGGAGCUUACAAUCGAGGGCAUCAAGCAGCUGUACAUCGAUAUAGACAAGGAUUCGGACAAGUUCGCGACGCUCCUCAAGUUCUAUGGUCUCAUGACCCAGGCAUCCUCCAUCAUCUUUGUUCGGACCCGCAAAACCGCUGAAGAGCUUGAGACUCGCAUGGUCGCCGAAGGACACAAAGUCGCGCAGUUGAGUGGUGCUCUAGAAGGCCCGGAGCGUGACCGGAUCAUCGACCAGUUCCGGACAGGCGAGGCAAAGGUUCUCAUCACGACGAAUGUGCUGGCACGUGGCAUCGACGUUCAGUCCGUUACUAUGGUCAUCAACUAUGAUGUGCCCACUAUGGCAGACGGCAGGACCGCAGAUCCGGAGACCUAUCUCCACCGUAUCGGCCGUACCGGCCGGUUCGGACGCGUGGGUGUCGCCCUGACCUUCGUCCAUAACAAGGCUAGCUGGCAGCAGCUCCACGAUAUCGCCAACUACUUCAAAACGGACCUGCACCCUAUCGACACAAGUGACUGGGAUACGGUUGAGGAAAUGAUUCAAAAGAUCAUCAAGAGCUCCAGGGCUGGCAAGAGCACGAAGGAGAUGACGUCGGAGAUUACCGCUGGAUCAUGAGCGGCAUUAGCACACGAGCCGAGCAGUUAGAUCACGAGCAGAAUACGAACGGACGAGGGCAUGAACCAUAUGAAGACAUUCAGGAUCAAUAAUCCUCACUCAGAUAGAUAUGGAAAAUUCGAGAUACCCCUCCCAAUAUGCCCGAACGCCGAUGCAGAUGCGUCCUCUUUUUUCAACUCUCAAAAGCCCGCGGUGCGAUAGCCAAAAUAACAACCAGACUACUCAAUAUCAGAGCGCCCGCGACGGCACUGACUACCAAUAUGCUGCCCCUACUGGCGGGGAACUUGCCCCUUAUAACGUAGUGCUGGGCCUCG